CAAGAUGAGGUUAAACAUAGCAGCCUGGACGGCGACCUUCACUCAGGGGAACCUGAGGCUCUCUGGGAUGAUCCAGGAGGGCUCCAGACACCCCAGGGGCCCCUCCAAUGCUGCGACGUCUUGCUGGGGUCCUGAGCACUCGCUGGCCAACAGACCCCACACCCCCCCUUGUUCAUCGUCAUCUCUGGGGGAUAGACAAGAGCUGUGGCCGCCAUGGGCCUCAUGGUGCCAUCAACCCUCUGCCUCCCCCAGCCUGAGAAGGAAGGCCACAAUCCUGCCCAGGUCGCCAGCCAGGAGCACCGCAGGACCGAGUGGAGGAAGCUGUGGGGAGCGUGGUGACAGGAGGUGGGACCAAGGGGCAGAGCUGGCUAGGGCACGGAUGCCAGAGGCUGCCUCCAUAGUGCGUCUCCAGAAGCCACGGAGGCCUUGGGUGCCCAGAGCCACCCAGCCUGGAAGCCCCUGCACAGCCCAGACCUGUGGGCCGCAGACCCCAGUGAGGCCCAGUCCCCGGUGGACCCCGAAGCCUCACCCGAAGCCUUCGCGCACAAGGGGCAGCCCAGGGGAGGGACGUGGACGCCCCUGUGGCUCUGCUGGCGCAGGAAGGGAGCUGUGGUCCAAGUGGCUGACAGAGAGAAAGCAGUGCGUUGGUGAAAGCAACAUGAGGAGUGAUUUCCGUUCCUGCUGGGGGACCCAGGCCUCUGUCCGGGAGCUUCGUCCAGCCUGUGAAUGGAGCCUGACUGGCUGCAGAUGGAACUUCUCUGUCUUCCCACCCUUGGUGUCUAAGGUUAUUGCUUUCAGAGCUGAAUUUACAAGAGGUGUGUGUGUGUGCAUGCUCACUCGUGUGCACAUGCAUGCGUUUAAGCAUGUGUUCACUCAACCCGAAGAGCAGUUCACGGGAUUUAGCAAUUCUGAGGUAGGUAGAAGUUGAGGCACUGGGUAGGCAGAUGUGCAGCCAGCUGUGAAUGUACCGUGCACCAUUGUACAAAGGAAGCAGACCCCAUUGCUGGAGGGAGGAUUGGGUUGUCUGGAAGUAUUAGGUUCAUUUCAUGUUUGUGUUAGAAGAAAUGUCUGACUUUGGGGCAGAUGAAAUAGUGGCUGCGGACCAGGCAUGGUUCCCUAGGUCAAAAUCAGGGAAAAGCUAAUAGGAUCAGACAGAUAGGCUUUUUCUUUGGUGGGUGCAGGAUUUCUGCUGGGAAAUGCACUAUUAAUCACCACUUCUCCAAGAAAGACCCAUCCGUUUCUGUUGUUAUUCAAGCCACAGUUCCUGAUUUACUCGGACAAGAUACCGGGCUGGUUCAAUGUCUCUCGCUGAGCCUGACUCGGUGUUUGCGUCUCAAGUCUGAACUCUUGUUUAGUCCUCUGUGCAUAGUUUAGUCUCAGUUUAGUGACUGCAUCUUCUUGGCACAUUUAUUAUACUCAGAAUUGAAUGGCACACAAUAGCCUCUUGUUAAUGGAAGCUACCAUGGAGCUGUGGGUGAACCACUGGGUUGAAGUCUGAUGGACACAGGCAUCCAGAAAUAUGUUGUAAUUCUACCUGGCUCCAUGCCAGCCUGGCCUCCUCCUCUGGGGAAGCUCCUGGCCUGGCCCCAGUGUGUACCUGCAUGGGAGCAACAGCUGCACGGGCUGGCUGUUGAGGAUCUAAAGGUGUGCAGUGAAACUCACCCAGAUUCACUUCCCUCCUGUUUAUUUGGGUCAUCAUGGUUUUGCAUGUUGUAUAUGUUUGGAGCACUUCAUAGACCCCUGUCUACCACAGGCAUUCUUAACCACGGUUCUGUAAUAAUAAUAAGGCAAACUCUACAGCAAAGAGAAGCAUGUAAAUAUGUACCAAUUAAGUUGUAAUUGUUUAUAUGUAAAAAGCAUGUAUAUAGGAAAGGGAGAAGGUGCAAGGAACGUGAAUAACAUCCAAGCUGCGUUGCAUCCCUGCCCAUUCCCGAAAGCACACAUCUAGCAGGAACGUCUGUUCCUCUCCUUAGACAUCACCGUUUUCACUCAUCUAUCAUAGGCACCUUCUUUACAUCUGAUUACAAUAUCCAGCAUUUCAGAACUGGGUUUUUGCCCCAGAAAACGUAAAUAUGAGCAUUUAUCACUGACUCCUCCUGGUCCAGUGAGCAGCAGCAGAAUUCAAGUAUUUAAAAAUAAGAUGCAUUUCUAAAUUGUAGGCUACCUUCUUUUCUAAACCAAUGGGCUAGACUGAAUGUCCUCCAAGUAUGUGAGCUGUCUCACUGCUAGCUCUUCUAACAGGGGAAGUCUGUAUAAAUGCAUCAUCCCCUAAUAAUGCAAGAGAAGGGACCUUGAAAUGUUGCCAGAAAUGUUUACUGUGUAACCGAGACAUCAACAUUUAUAUCAACGUCAUCACACACUGUGCACAACAUACGGAACAACAUACUUUGUCUAAGCUAAAAAUCCAUGUAAAUUGCAGAUGCUUUUGUUGACACCAGUGUGUUGUUUACCUUGUACCCACGGUCCGGAUUUCAAGCUGCAGAAGGACUAUGACUGUUCCUUAAAGUCUCUGCCCUCGCAGAAUCUGUAGCCUUCAGGAUACCCCGAGUGCCUUACAGGGCUUGAACACCGACACUAGAAGUCAAAAAGGAGAGUGUGCCCAAGUGUGGGUCUGGAGGCACUGACGCAUUUGCCGACACUCACCGUCAUCCCAUCCUUGAAACCUAAGGGGAGUGUGUUUUAACACAGUAAUGGAGUUUAAGUUUAGGCUCAGGAAACUCAUAUUGUGAAUAUAGGUAUCAAAUCAUAUAUUUGUUUACUGUAUAUUUUUUAAAAAGCUUUAUUGUAAAUUUAUGCAAAAACUAAUCGGGCCUGUUUUCUUAUGGCAGCAUGCCGGGCAGUGUGUGCAUUUUCUGAGGCGGUCCCUUCAAAGCACCCUCUAACCCCGUGACAUUCUGUUCAGUGCUAAGCAGUAUUCACAGGCCUAACAUAGGUUUGUAUGGUGAUCUACUACAAGAUUUUACAAAUAUUUUUGUAUUGUGAUUCCUAUGAUAUAUACCAGAGAAUUUUUACUCAUUUGUAAAUUAUUGUACAGUUUUAAUAAAAAAAGUUUUAAAUCUUAGAUUAAAGCCCCUCAAAGGUAUUAAAGUGUGAACUGAAAGCCGUAUGAA
Sapajus apella (tufted capuchin) is the source of this 3110-nucleotide messenger RNA. RefSeq lists its product as uncharacterized. The record is from RefSeq and is a predicted model, not a curated record. Lineage: Eukaryota; Metazoa; Chordata; Mammalia; Primates; Cebidae. The transcript has 2 exons. Bases 5 to 928 code for a protein of 307 amino acids.